CUAGAAUACGGAGUACCUGGGUUUUCGUGAGAAAGAACCUCUCCAGAAGCUCCGUUUGUCUUCCGCUCGCACGGCGUCUCUCGAAAGCAUAAGCGAGAAGAGAAUGCAUUGAGAGCUAUGGAAGAACGAAGGGAGAAGGAGGAGAAACGCUGCAGACAAUCUGAGACUAAGUGUGACCUGGACUACUCUCUCAAGUUGAAGAUGAAAAAUAGAAAAAUAAGACAAGCGAUAUUCAGGAGGAGCUGGCUCUAGACAUGAAACUGUUAGAACAGAUGCUUCAUGAAACUUCCAAUGAAGCCAUGCUGCACCUUCAGAAAAAGAACACUCUGAAGGAAGAGAUACAGCUCUACCGUAGCUAUCUAGCAGAGGCAAAGAGGGAGGAGAGACAGCGUGAGCAGGAGCUUGACUCUCUUCUCAGUGAAGAGGUUGAGAAACAGUUGGCCAAAAUAACGCAGCAGUGGCGCAAAGAAAGAGAAGCGAGACGAAAACUCAUGGAUGAUGUUUUUGAAAACGCGCAGACAACAAAUAAAGGAGAAAUUGGCUGUAUUGGAAGAAGAGAAAAAAGCGGCUGCAGUUGAGAGAGACACACUUAUUGCUAACUACAAGCAGCACUUGCAGAUUGAGAAAGAUCAACAGGAAAGCAGGACAUAAAUAGGCAC
Messenger RNA from Geodia barretti, 659 nucleotides. NCBI's taxonomy places the organism in Eukaryota, Metazoa, Porifera, Demospongiae, Tetractinellida, Geodiidae. The record is from the annotation of a GenBank genome assembly.